Hibiscus syriacus is the source of this 895-nucleotide messenger RNA. RefSeq lists its product as uncharacterized. The transcript is spliced from 4 exons. The record is from RefSeq and is a predicted model, not a curated record. Bases 115 to 627 code for a protein of 170 amino acids. NCBI's taxonomy places the organism in Eukaryota, Viridiplantae, Streptophyta, Magnoliopsida, Malvales, Malvaceae.
UAAUCCUCCUCGUUUCAUUUUCUCAGUUGUCUCAAAAAUCUCUCGAGCCUUCAACGAAGAAAAAUCCAAGCCUCACCUUGCGACGAUCCCCAGUUGCUGCAGCCUGCAGGUAACAUGAAUAAAGUUAGUCAAAACUCACCCUUGUUUAGGAGAUUAUUGCAUUCGUUAUCUCGCGAUGGUCCUUCCGAAACUUUGAAGAUAAAGAUUGCUGAAAUUCAGAAGACGAGGAAAAGAAGGAAUCUCAAGAAGGAUCAGUUGUUUGUGGAGGUUCCCGAAUCGAGAUCCUUUCUAGAUACAGCAACGCUGCCGAUGGUUCUUGCUGUUGCUGGAAUUGCACUGUUUGCGAAACUGCUCAUGAUGCAUGAUGAAUCGAAGUCCCAGGAAAUGAUCGAGCGAAAGAUAAAGAAUGCUCCUUCUGGUCAAGGCACGGUCAGGAUGCUUACUCAUGAGGAGUGGGAAGAAAUUAGAGAAGUCAGACCAAGAACUCCUUUUGAAUCCAAGCUUGCUCGUCCAAAUGCAAAAAUAAGAACCGGAGAAACAUUGCAUAUGGAGGACUUGAAGAAUUGGACAAUUGAUGUUCUUACAGAUGCAGUAACGCGAGCUGAAAACUGUUCGAAACGUAAGUAGAACUGAUAUCACGCUAGAAGACUUUGCCAUUUGAGUACAAAUAUAAUUCUUUGAUGGAAUUGAGAACCGUUAGUGAUUCUGAUGCCUAGUGUGAAUAAUUAUGCAAAUCUGCCUAUGGGGAAAUGGUUCAAAUGGAUUUGCAUGGGGAUUUAACUACAGCCAAUGAAUGAUUGGAUCUUUAGCAGAUUUAUAGAGGCAUAUAGUGUAUAACAUGUUGUGACAUCGUCUUGGGUUUUUUCCCUAAAAAAGGAUGUUUAUAUUUGCACAA